Molecule: messenger RNA, 831 nt
Organism: Aspergillus sclerotioniger CBS 115572
Lineage: Eukaryota; Fungi; Ascomycota; Eurotiomycetes; Eurotiales; Aspergillaceae
Exons: 3
Coding region: 1-831 (276 amino acids)
Cellular component (GO): nucleolus; striated muscle dense body; catalytic step 2 spliceosome
Molecular function (GO): actin filament binding
Source: RefSeq, a predicted model, not a curated record
AUGGUCAAACCUCUAACCUUCAAAGGCGACAAGCCUAAAAAACGCAAGCACACGUCGGACUCCUCCGCACCCAAAAAGAAACCUACACUCACCUCCUCCGAAUCCCAACCGCAAUCCGCACCCGCAAUCGAAGAAGAAGACACCUCCACUCUAUCCGACCAAUCCUGGGUGUCGGCCGACACGCCGUCCGAUAUCUCAGGUCCUAUUCUCAUUGUCCUCCGCACAAACCCGCCCACAUGUCUCGCGACGGACGCGCAUGGGACUGUCUUCGUGAGUGAAAUCGAGAAUCUGAUUGAGGGGGAUCCCGCGACCGCGGAACCACAUGAUGUUCGGCAGGUGUGGGUUGCGACCAAGGUGGCGGGGAUAGAAGGGUGGAGUUUGAGGGGGGGAAGUGGGAAAUACCUCACCAGCGAUAAACACGGUAUCCUUUCCGCCGCUGCAUCGGCCGUUUCACGACACGAGAUCUUCUCCAUCAUGGAGUCAGAGAGUGGCGGGGAUGGGUUCUUCAAUGUCGGGACUGCGAGUAGCGAUACUGCCAGCUCCGAUACAUCAGGGGUCAAGAUUGAGGUGCGCGGGGAUGAGACUAGAUUAGACUCGAACGAAGGGACGAAUAUCCGGGUGCGCAUGCAGGCACGCUUCAAGCCACGCAUCCAGGCGAGUAAGGAGAUCAAGGCCCGGGAGAAGAUCGGGCGGAAAGAGUUGGAGGGCAUUGUGGGCAGGAGGUUGGAUGAAGAUGAAGUGCGGAGGCUGCGGAAGGCGAGGAAGGAAGGCGACUUUCAUGAGGCCAUCUUGGAUGUAAGGGUGAGGGGGAAGCAUGAUAAGUUUGCUUGA